AUGGUAUCAGAGCCUGCACAAAGCGAAUCGGAGAGACCAUCGGUACGUCUCACUUCAACGAAUUUUGCACUAUGGGAGUUCCAAUUCCGUGUCUUCGUGGAAGGCCGGGGAUUACUUGGAAUUCUGGAUGGAACGACCCCGCAGCCGGAUGCCGGCGCGGCUAACGCACAAGAACGGGCCCAGUGGAAUCAAAACGACGCACGCUUGAGAUUUUGGUUGCUGGGCUGCGUCGAUGCAUCUACCUGUCUGAGUUUACGUCUAUUUCCGACUGCCAAUAGGAUGUGGAGACAUCUGACUGCUCUAUAUUCUACUGUUAAUCCAGCCCGUCAGUUUGAGGUACAGAUGGCUCUUGCUCGUCUGGAGCAAGGAGAUAAAUCGGUGACAGAAUAUUUUAAUCUUGCCCAAGAAUUAUGGACUGAACAAGAUCUCAUUCAAGCUGCACUAAGGCCUCACGCCUUGACUGAAGAGACGAUAGAGGAACGGCAGCGAACAAGAAUUCUUGAAUUCCUCAUGCGUUUGAGGCCCGACUUUGAGGGAGUAAGAUCAGCACUUCUAAAUAAAGAGGAACUGAAAUUUGAUGGUGUCUUACCAACUCUUGUUCGUGAGGAAACGCGAAUGCGGACACAAGCCUUGAUUGAUCAACGCCCAGGAGAGGGAGAGACCUUUGUUGCUGCUGCCUCCGCAACCCGCGACGGAGGAUCGGGUCAUCUAGCUUUAGCCGUCGAUCGCCCACAAUUUCAAAGAAGAAUCCCGACAACUGAAUUGGAGUGCCAUCACUGCCGGGAAAAGGGUCAUUUGCAAAAACAUUGCAAACGACGUAACUUCUGUGUUUAUUGUAAGAGGAUGGGACAUAUUGUCCUUGAAUGCAGGUCUCGGGAACGUAAUGAAGCCAAAUGGGCAGCCCCUCCAGCUGCUGGUGGUGGGCGAUCGGGGCGACCAGGUGAUCGUCCAGGUGCUGCCGUACAAAGACCACACUACGGCGACCGCGGCUAUGGUGAUCGUCCAGCUUAUGGAGCUUACUUGACAGAAAAUAACAAUUCUUGGGGGCAGGCAGUUCGACAUGAGCAUCGUGGACAACACAAUGAGGUCGGCAACAACUCUGGACUCUCUGCGGAUGCGGUAGAGCAGCUAGUUAAUGCCGCAUUACAGCGCUCUCUCCCGACUGCAAUUAGCGCGGCCUUCGCCACUCUUCAAGGUUCAGGAUUCGAAGACGGGGAGGCCGAUCGGAAGGGGGAGUAA
Linum trigynum is the source of this 1239-nucleotide messenger RNA. The record is from the annotation of a GenBank genome assembly. NCBI's taxonomy places the organism in Eukaryota, Viridiplantae, Streptophyta, Magnoliopsida, Malpighiales, Linaceae.